Molecule: messenger RNA, 1828 nt
Organism: Zootoca vivipara (common lizard)
Lineage: Eukaryota; Metazoa; Chordata; Lepidosauria; Squamata; Lacertidae
Gene: HOXD8
Product: homeobox D8
Biological process (GO): regulation of transcription by RNA polymerase II
Cellular component (GO): nucleus
Molecular function (GO): RNA polymerase II transcription regulatory region sequence-specific DNA binding; DNA-binding transcription factor activity, RNA polymerase II-specific
Source: RefSeq, a predicted model, not a curated record
UAAACCGAAGCCAACAGGCUCUCCUGCCUUGCCCUGAACUCCGGCCCAUGUGAGUGUGUGGCUGCUGCUGCUGCGGCGGAGCUGCCUGUGUGUGCCUAAUAGGAAAUAGUAAAAGCAGUGAGGCAGGUCAGUCAGUCGGGCAGCGAUUAGAUCCCAGCUCCGGACCUUCCCAGCGCUGCCGUCCGCAGUUGGUGGCAGGGGCGGCGGCGGCGGCCCGGCUGAGUAAAGUAGGAGUAAGGAAGGAGUAGCGAGGCAGUGGUUCGUGGGCUUCGGCUGGCCCAGCUGCUGCUGCUGCUCCUCCUUCUCUUGCUUCUGCUGGUGGUGGCGCCUCCGCUCGCCGCCCCCCUGCCGCCGCCCUCCGAUGAGCUCCUACUUCGUCAAUCCGCUCUACUCCAAGUACAAAGCAGCGGCGGCGGCAGGAGCAGCAGCAGGAGGAGGGGGCGAGCAGCCCAUCAAUCCCGCUUACUACGACUGUCACUUUGCGCCCGCCGCGGCCGCGGCCGCCCUGCUCUACGGGAACAGCGCGGCUGCAGCAGCCGCAGCAGCCGCCGCCGCCGCCUCGGGCUUUCCCCCUCCGCAGCCCCCACUUGGGCCUGGCUCGGGCGGCAGCGGCCCGGAAUACUACCAUCACCAGCAGCACCACGGGCACCUAUCCGGAGUAAGCCCCUCAGCCUACCACCACCACCAGCCGCCGCCACCGCCUCCUCCGGCCCCGCAGGGCCCCUGCGCCGGCCUGCCUUGUCCGGGAGAGCCUGCCAAGUUUUACGGAUACGAUAACUUACAGAGACAGCCGAUUUUUACGACACACCAAGAGGCCGAGCUGGUCCAGUAUCCUGACUGUAAAUCGUCCAGUGCUAAUAUUGGCGAGGACCCAGAGCACUUAAAUCAGGGCGCGUCUCCUUCUCCAAUGUUCCCCUGGAUGAGACCACAAGCAGCUCCUGGUAGGCGGAGAGGGAGACAGACCUACAGCCGCUUCCAGACUCUCGAGCUGGAGAAGGAGUUCCUUUUUAACCCCUACCUGACCAGGAAAAGGCGGAUCGAGGUCUCCCAUGCCCUCGGACUCACGGAGAGGCAGGUCAAGAUCUGGUUUCAGAACAGGAGGAUGAAGUGGAAAAAGGAGAACAACAAAGAUAAGUUCCCAGCCGGCAGGCAGGAGGGGAAGGAAGGAGAGGAGGCCAAGACAGAAGCCCAGGAGGACCUUCUAGAAGAAGGAGCAGAAGGCCUGACGAAUUGAAGGUUCUUCUUGGCGAAAGACAAUGCCUGGGAGCGAGAGCGGGGGCGCGAGAGCACCAGCAGCCUCUCCUCCCGGCCUUCACAGGUCUUACUCAGGCACUUUUUUCACAAGGGCCCGACCUUGUCUGUUUGUUUUUUAAAGCUACCUUUUGAUGUUUAUGUACUUAGGUGAGAGUUUUAUUUUAUUUGUUACUGCACCCGGGGCGCCCUAAGCGGAGUCCCAGCUGGCUGCUACUGCUGCAUCUUUCUCCACGUGGAAUUUGAUACCGAAAACUAUAUAGCAAUUUUGUACGCGUCCCCUCUUCGGUCUUUUUCUUCCUUCCUUUCUCUUUUUUGGUGCUCUCCUCUCCUGUCCCCAAGCACAGAAAAGCCAAAACCCAACCCAAAUGCGCGAAUCAAGCAAGUGCACUUGUAAUCUCAAACUUUCCUUCCAACUUAUUUCUUGUAAAGUAAAUUAAUUCAGACAUUAUAAUGAUUAUUAUUUUUUGCGGGGGUGUGGGAAAGGGGGGGGGAGAAGGAGGAGAUAUUUUAAUGGCACAUUGAUACUGAAUGAUCGGUAAUUGAUCGAAAUAAAACAAAAGUGAUUCCACUGUAA